This is a messenger RNA of Carica papaya (papaya), 1551 nucleotides long. Its product is annotated as chitinase-like protein 1. Gene Ontology annotation, biological process: carbohydrate metabolic process; chitin catabolic process; cell wall macromolecule catabolic process. The record is from RefSeq and is a predicted model, not a curated record. Lineage: Eukaryota; Viridiplantae; Streptophyta; Magnoliopsida; Brassicales; Caricaceae. Gene Ontology annotation, molecular function: chitinase activity.
UAGAACUUGUUCGGAGUUUAAUCACCAGAACCACCACUGGUUUACAGUAGGCCGAAAAAGACAGUCGAUCUAACACCCUCUCUCCUCUUCACUAUCUCCCUCUUUGAUUCCUCUUCAUUCCUCUCUUUUCUACCAAGUAAAUUGCAAACCAGCGCUUCGAUCUGGCAGCAUCGAUUUCAAGGUAAGUGGAAAUCUUCAUUGCUGCUUCCUCUCAGAAUUUCAUUAUCUCUGUAAUGGAGAUGAGGAAGGGGGUUCUCGCAAUUUUAGCGCUCGUACUGCUCUGCAAUUUGGCGGUGAUUGCAAAUGGAGAUGAUCAAAAGACCGUGGUGAAGAUUGUGAAGGGAAAGAAAGUUUGUACAAAAGGAUGGGAGUGUAAGGACUGGUCAAUCUAUUGUUGUAACCUGACCGUAACAGAUUAUUUCCAGACAUACCAAUUCGAGAAUCUCUUCUCGAAGAGAAAUUCGCCGGUGGCUCACGCUGUGGGCUUUUGGGACUACCAAUCGUUCAUUACUGCCGCCGCCAUGUUCGAGCCCCAAGGCUUCGGCACCACCGGCGGCAAGCACAUGCAGAUGAAGGAAAUAGCUGCUUUUCUCGGUCAUGUCGGUUGCAAAACCUCUUGUGGUUAUGGAGUGGCAACAGGAGGACCCUUGGCUUGGGGCCUUUGCUACAAUAGAGAAAUGAGCCCUAGCCAGUCUUAUUGUGAUGAGUCCUACAAAUACACCUAUCCCUGCAGCCCUGGAGCUGACUACUAUGGCAGGGGUGCCUUGCCAAUCUACUGGAACUAUAAUUAUGGUGCUGCUGGGGAAGCUCUGAAAGCGGAUCUGUUGAAUCAUCCUGAAUAUAUUGAGCAAAAUGCUACACUUGCUUUCCAGGCUGCAAUUUGGAGAUGGAUGACACCCAUAAAAAAGUCACAGCCUUCAGCCCAUGAUAUCUUCGUUGGCAAUUGGAAGCCCACCAAGAAUGACACCUUGGCCAAACGGGGUCCUAACUUUGGCACCACCAUUAACGUUCUCUACGGGGAUCAGAUUUGCGGCCAAGGUGAUAUUGAUCCCAUGAAUAACAUCAUUUCCCACUACCUGUAUUACCUUGACCUGAUGGGUGUCGGCCGAGAGGAAGCUGGGCCUCAUGAAAUGCUCUCAUGUGCGGAACAGCAAGCAUUCAAUCCUACAACUCCUGCCUCUACUUCAUCUUCCUGAGUUUCAUGUGGUAUUCACCCAGAUCAUAUUGUUUCGUGGUGGAAACUUCCAAGAUUGUUUUGUUCAUGGUUCUACAACCAGGACAAGUAUAAGUAAGGAUUUCUAGGCCUUUCGAGUGACGUUUAUGUUGAGAAGAUGUUUUGUUCAUGGUGAUGAAGAUGUCGUGUUGUUAUUCUAUUAUUCUCUUAUUAUUAUACAUGUAAAGUGGAUUGCACAGGAGAUCUGUUAUUUGCUUUCAUUCUGUGUGUGUGGGCAUUGCCUAUUAUUAUCAUUUCUACAUUCUUGUGUUCUUGUUAAUGUGCAUUAGAGUAGAGACAAUAUAAAGAUCUUUAUAUAUGGUUUUAUUAUACUCAAA